Daphnia pulicaria is the source of this 584-nucleotide messenger RNA. It is a transcript of the gene RpS20, whose product is annotated as 40S ribosomal protein S20-like. The coding region runs from base 156 to 512 and encodes 118 amino acids. Gene Ontology annotation, cellular component: ribosome; cytosolic small ribosomal subunit. Gene Ontology annotation, biological process: translation. The record is from RefSeq and is a predicted model, not a curated record. Gene Ontology annotation, molecular function: RNA binding; structural constituent of ribosome. Lineage: Eukaryota; Metazoa; Arthropoda; Branchiopoda; Diplostraca; Daphniidae. The transcript has 4 exons.
GUCACAACGUUGCGCUUCCCAUGUCGGCCAUUUUUUAUCCGCUUCAGACCUCCAGCGUCUGCUCUCAUUCACUCCACUUUGCGAGCUUGGUUCAGCGCCUGGUCGCGAAUUAUCCGUGAUCAUCUCGGCCAAGCCGUGAAUUGUAAACUUCAAACAUGGCCUACAAGGACACUGGUAAACCGGUGGCUGAAGAGGCUGUAAUUCACAAGAUCCGAAUUACAUUGACAUCCCGCAAUGUUCCAUCUCUCGAGAAAGUGUGCUCCGAGUUGGUUGGUGCUGCUAAGGACAAGAACCUCCGCGUGAAGGGACCCGUCCGCAUGCCUACCAAGACUCUGCGCAUCACUACUCGUAAGACUCCUUGUGGUGAGGGAUCAAAGACUUGGGACAGAUUCCAAAUGCGUAUUCACAAACGCAUCAUUGAUCUCCAGAGCCCAGCCGAGAUCGUUAAGCAGAUCACAUCUUUCUCGAUUGAGCCUGGCGUCGAGGUUGAAGUUACCAUUGCUGACGCUUAAACGUGUCCAUUUGUGCCUACUUGUUCUAUUCUUGAAAUGUGAUCAAGUCAAUAAAAAGGCAUAAUCAAACUA